AUGGAUAAUAACUUGUGCUUUCCGCUCACUAAAGCGGUUCGAAAUGAUGAAAAAUUUCCCUUCAGAAGCAUCAAGCACUACACAAAUCCUAACGAUAGUGAACCGGAUAGUUUUGAAGUUAUGAAAUCGCGUAUGGGUUACACAGCACAGAAAAGCAUCGAGCGGCUUGAGAGAAUGGGACGGAAGCCCGCUAUAUGGUACUUUUGUCCUUCUUAUUAA
Clunio marinus is the source of this 219-nucleotide messenger RNA. The record is from the annotation of a GenBank genome assembly. Lineage: Eukaryota; Metazoa; Arthropoda; Insecta; Diptera; Chironomidae.